Molecule: messenger RNA, 2608 nt
Organism: Patiria miniata (bat star)
Lineage: Eukaryota; Metazoa; Echinodermata; Asteroidea; Valvatida; Asterinidae
Exons: 4
Coding region: 187-987 (266 amino acids)
Source: RefSeq, a predicted model, not a curated record
GACGAGCUAAUUCGAGCAGGCCACAACCGCUGGAAAUCUAUAAAAGGUUCAGAGGACGGCCAGGACCAUGCAGUAAGUUAGGACUAGCUGAGUUGAAUUUCACCACGCGCGGUCGAUAAAAAGCCAAACUUCUUUUCGUCCAGAUUUUUUUCAAGUGAGAAAGAGCUCUACACAUUAUCACCCAAGAUGGAUUUCAUCGCAAACGUGCAGGUUCUCGUCAUUCUAACGGUUGGAAUUCUCUCUGGCAGGGGGUGCGUUCUGGAACAACCGAUCGGAGAUGGAAAACCCAACUUCAUAAACGAGAUAUCUUCGACCGAGAUCGCCUACGUCGGCAACGCCAAAAGCCUGGACUGCGCAGCCGUCAACUUCUGCAGCGUCACGUGGUACAAGGAUGGCAUCCCGUUGCCAUGGGCGCCGCAGGAGGCUGCGCAGGACCCUAACCAAGCGGAGAAGAGUCAAAUUCUGCGGUUCAAGCAACUUGAGUUCGGCGACCAGGCAGAGUACACGUGCAUCGUGUCCAAUGGAGUGGAGAAUAUCAACAGGACAAUACGACUUGUAGUCCUUGAGGAUUCGCGGGCUGACAAGCCCAUCUUCUUGGGAAGCAACGGGGGCUCCUGCACCGAUCGUACGGCCGAGGUCGGCGAGACGGUCCGCUUCUCGUGCGAGUUCUUCGUGGGCAAGGCCCUGUUAACGCAGAGCUUUGUGAGCUGGUACCGCGUGGAUAAGAAAGGCCAAACCCCGGCAGAGUGGCUCGAAGACAUCGAGACACAAACGGAGCAGAGUAGCAGGAUGGACAGUGUCAUUGUAUCCAAUCUUGAAAUCCCCAACAUCAAGGACAACGCCUUCGGAUCGUGGAUGGCAUUAAUCUACUCGAACGGGUACCAGGCGGAUGCGGUGGUGUCCGUCAACCCCAGCCCGACCGGCAACGGAGGUACUGCCAAAUCGCUGCUGGAAAAAAUCAAAAUGGGGUUCCAGAAACACGAAUAGCGAUAUUAUGUUUCCUUUUACUUGAUUGUAGAGCUUGCAUAGAACGCCCUCAAAGUGUGGACAGAUUCAUAUUUUCCCUGUGUGAUAUGCUUACCUAAACGCUUUGUAGGCCCGACUUUCAUCGUUCCCACGGAAUUUAAAUAAUGAAACCUAUCCAUAGUGAGGGCGUCCCGUGCAAGCUAUAGUACCCGGAAGCACUGAUCUCAUACAUGUAAUUCUGAAUGGAGAGCGCAUGCAGCUCAUGGGGUGAAGUCACUAAGGCGCCAUCUUGAAAGACCAAAAUGUAUGGACGCCUACCCGUACCCGGGGCCUUGUUGGGGCUUGCGGUGGCUUCACAGCUUUGUGUAGGGAGAUGGGCGCAUGCGCUAUCCAGUCUGUGAAGGCUUAUUAUAAUAAAAUACUCAGGGACAAUGGAUUUGAAGAAUACUCUAACGUUGUGAAUUAAACUGCAUGGGAUCGAGAUAUGGGAGUGCAUGUAAACUGGGGGUGGGGCGGAUGGUUAGGAUAUAGGGUGCAACCUUGUAGUAAAAUUUCCAUAGACACCAGUGCGAAAUGCCCACACUUCAACAUUUCUUUUAAAAAUACUCAGAACUCCCACAGGUACGUAUUGAAGUUGCACAGAGAAAUGAUGAUCAACAUGUCAUCACUUCAUUUCCUUUUAAUUUUUUGGUGGCUUGGCCUUUGACUUUUCGAAAAAUUCUCGCCCAAAGCGGAAAAGAAAAUCCUGAAAAAUGAUCCUUCUAUGCAGGAAUGAGUAAAUUUACACAACGUUGGAUUUGGUUAAAUUGAAUCAACAUUGGGUAAAAUGACUAAUUUUACGUUGAGUAAAAUAUACCCAACAUGCAUGGAGAAUUUACACAUUUUUUUUAACCAACACAAUUUCAAUACAUGUUUCGUGAGCGUUGGUUUCCACAGAGUUCCUGAUUAAAUAAUGGUCGCAUGAGGGCGCUGUACCAUAAAUAAAACUUUCCUUCAACGUUGAGAAUACUUAACUAAAAAUAAGGCCUAUCUUGCAAAAAGUUCGAGGCACAAUUUUAACGGCAAAUUAAAGGCAGAGGAAAGGGAAAACUUAUAUUUCCCCAAAUGAAUUCAGCAAAUGUGAAGUAAACAGGGACAUUUUGCUUUACCUUUCAAAAUUAGAAAUCGUCAAAGAUAUUAGCUGGUGUAAGAUCCCUUAAAAGUGGCGGGACAUUUAAAGAAAAGGGCAUAAAAGCUGCAUUGGUGUGUUUAUCCUUAAUUUUCAACUGCUUUAUUUCAAAUUGAUCAGCUUUUAACCACGACACAACUGCCGGCGCAGCCACGACUGGUUCCGCCCCAAAUAGUUCAGAGUCGCCCGCCGGGAAGGUAACCGUAUACACGGUCAUGAUGUUUGCGCUCACAUCUUUAUGUUUGCUCCAACACUAACGGCUAUGUGCGAUGUCGCUAUUAAACUCGCUGUAUGAUUUUAACCUAGACUGAAGACGGAGUUCGACUCGAGUCGUUCAUAAGUCAAGCAUAAGUCCAUCACAAGUCAAUCGUAAGUCAAUCACAGGUCAGUCAUAAAUGAUAAGUCAUGUCACAAGCCUCAAAUCUUACGUCGAUUUCAAGUCGAAUCACAAUUCGCUCUUUUCACACUCCACCA